Messenger RNA from Galdieria sulphuraria, 1598 nucleotides. RefSeq names its product peptidyl-prolyl cis-trans isomerase-like protein. Gene Ontology annotation, molecular function: peptidyl-prolyl cis-trans isomerase activity; ubiquitin-protein transferase activity. Bases 16 to 1158 code for a protein of 380 amino acids. NCBI's taxonomy places the organism in Eukaryota, Rhodophyta, Bangiophyceae, Galdieriales, Galdieriaceae. The record is from RefSeq and is a predicted model, not a curated record. The transcript has 2 exons. Gene Ontology annotation, biological process: protein peptidyl-prolyl isomerization; protein ubiquitination.
AGAAUUGCUAAACGAAUGGGAAAACAUAAGACUAAGGAUCGUCUGUUCGUGACACGAACUGAACACGAGUUCCACUUUGGUGGAAAGAGACAGUUUGACAGUGAAUAUACGCCCACAGCGAAACUUCCUUUGUUACAUUGCGCGCUUACUUUCCAACCAUGCGAAAACCCCGUUUGUGCCCCUGACGGCACUGUUUUUGAGGUUCUACAUAUACUUCCUUACCUAAAGAAGUAUGGAAAGCACCCCGUCACAGGAGAAUCGUUGAGCUCAAGUCAACUGAUAAGUUUGAAGCUUCAUAAAAAUGAAAAGGGUCAAUACUAUUGUCCUAUUUUGUAUAAACCUUUUACUGAUAAUACCGAAAUAGCUUGCAUUAGAACAACAGGGAACGUUUAUUCACUGGAAGCUGUUAAGGAAUUGAACUUAAACCAGAAGUAUCUCAAGGACCUGCUUACUGGAGAGCCCUUUAAAAAGGAAGAUGUUAUUGUUCUGCAGUCACGCAAGAGCUACGCUCAAAGUGUUGUGAAGAAGCGGAAAGAAAAUAUAGAAAGGCCCUCGAGUGUCAGCAACCCUAACAGUAGACAAAACAUUGUGUUGGAUACGCGUAGCCUUACUUGUACCACUUGGUGUCCUGAUGGUGGCAACAAGGCGGACAGUGCCAGUGAAGGCCCACCUAUUCCCAAAGGAUACUGUACACUAUUGACGAAUAAUGGAAAUUUAAACUUUGAACUGGAUUCUUAUCAAGCCCCAAAGGCAACGAGGUUUUUUCUGUUGUCUUUGCAUAGAGGUUGUUUGAAUGGUAUUCGUCUUUUCUAUGAAGCAAGCGCCGACUACAUCCGAACGGUCGAAUUGCAAGGUUUGCCAGGUGGUGAAGAUGAAAUAACAGAGAGCAAGUUAAAAGGAAAAAUAGACCCUUACGUUGAAGAAAGUUUGCCAGCAUACAAGCUGCUAGUUUCGUCCAAAUAUCGUUUGAAGAAGACUUGUCAUUUUGCAAUAUCAUGUGAAGAAAGUAAGGGACUUCAGGGGAAUUACGUUGUUUUUGGGUCACUAGUUGGCAGAAGAGAGACAGCUCAAGCUUUAGUUCAGGGAUUGGUAGAUGAACUUGUUAUAGAAGGAGUGAAUAUCUAUGUGGAUCCUUGGGAAAAGGAAGCGAAGCAGUAACAAAAAAUUUCGGAUCGAAAUCGACUCCAUUUUCUACUUGUAGACUUUAUCGUAUUUAAACACAGAAGAAUUCUCAUGCAAGUUCUGGAAUACUCUUCGCAGAUCUUCGAUCAACAGCUCAUGUUUGAUCCAUUCCAGUUUCUCGGAGCUUUUUGAUUCAGUCGAAUUUAAAUUAUAGGUUUGUUUUAGGAAGAAAGUAUAUAUUUAUUCGAAAAUGGAAGUUGUGUUUCAAGUCCUAUAUUUUGAAGUGCGUAUCACGUAACUCCGUUCCUGAACCCAAUUGUUUCUCGGUUUCAACUUUUGAUGCACAUUUCACAAUUGCCUCAGUACGUUAAAAGAAUAACAAUGAGAGAAUAAAAUUAUGUGGGACAGAUUUGGCAACUCUUUUUUAACGAAUAAAACUCAUUCAAACAAAUUCAGUGCAGUGUCAGUGUCUUAAU